CCGGGACACCGGUCUAGUCGUCACACUUUAGAGGCGGCUGGUGGCGUAGUGCUCAGAUCUGCUCCUCAGUAUGAAAAUACCUACAGGUUACCAGCUUCUGGUCAGAAGUUUGAUGUGCAACAGGUGCAUCAGGUGAUUCAGGAUAUUCUAGAAAGUCGACUUAAAGACGUGACUUACGACCGUGACUCAAGUGCCAUGCUGGGGAAAGAAUUAGUCGAUGAAAUACAUCGAGGUGUCAAGAUGUUCCAGUGGUCCCGGUACAAGUUCGUGUGUCAAGUGAUUGUAGGCCAGAGGCUUGGCCAAGAAAUCCGGGUUGUGAGUCGAUGUGUUUGGGAUACGAGCCUUGACAACUUCACCUGCGUGCAGUACAGCAACAAAAGCCUGUUUGUUGUAGCGCACUGCUUUGGAAUUUACUUUGAAUAA
This is a messenger RNA of Candidula unifasciata, 423 nucleotides long. NCBI's taxonomy places the organism in Eukaryota, Metazoa, Mollusca, Gastropoda, Stylommatophora, Geomitridae. The record is from the annotation of a GenBank genome assembly.